Messenger RNA from Rana temporaria (common frog), 1270 nucleotides. RefSeq names its product MyoD family inhibitor domain containing 2 (gene MDFIC2). The coding region runs from base 197 to 553 and encodes 118 amino acids. The transcript is spliced from 2 exons. Lineage: Eukaryota; Metazoa; Chordata; Amphibia; Anura; Ranidae. The record is from RefSeq and is a predicted model, not a curated record.
CUUCUCACAGCUUUUUGUUGCAGAAAAGAACCUUGCCAGCAGCAGCAGCGGCAGCGGCAGCGGCAGCAGCAGAGAAGACAAGACCAACGAAAAGUUAUCUAAGAAGAGUAAAGAUAAGCUCUCCCAGAAACACAAGCCACCACCAAGUCCAGACACGGGGGAUGAAUCUUUCCAGGAGACCAACCACGAGAAGAACAUGCGCCUUGUCCCUUACCAAUCCAAAGAAGAAUGCAAACAAAUCCUCUCUUAUAAGGAAGCAAAACAGAAUUCUGCACACCAGACUGAAAAUGAAGGUGAAUGUGCCACUCUUAUCUUGGCCUGCCUAUUCUGCCACUUCUGCGAUUUCCUACUUAUGUUACCAAGCAUGUGUGAGAAUAUGGUGACCAGCUUAUGCUGCCCGUCCCGUCGGUACUACCACACCUCUGAUGAGGAGCAAGCUAACUCUGACUGCAACUGUAGCUGUGACUGUGACUGCGGCCUAUUUGAUGCUUGCCAGGAGUCAGGUGAAUGCCUGGAAUUCGCAAUGGAAAUCUCGGAAAUUUGUUAUCACUGAACUGAACUGACUAUCUCUUAUCACGCUGCUUCACUUUACCAUCCCAACACAUGUUUUUUUAUCCAUCAGGAUUUUCAAUGUCUACAAUCUUUUGUUAACCAGUCUGAUCUAUGAGAUAUAAUAGGAAUAGUUUUCAACUAUGCUCCCCACAUCAGGACUGUCGAGAGCAUAGAAGAGGAAUGGCCAUGUUAAAAAGAGAUGUAAUUUCACCUUGUAUGCUCAGUUUGGUAGCAGAGUUUGUGUGGACCACAGGCAACUGUUAUUAUUGUCUUAAAGUACAUCUAAAGCCCCAUUUCUAUUUUUUAAUAGAUACACAAUGCAGUGCUACUACCUCCCCAGAAUCCUCCAUGGCUGAAGAACCCGUGUUAAGACACAGGUUGCUGAAACCUUGAAGACACUUGAUUCCCCAAAAGCAUCGGCAGAACACAGUAAAUAGGCAGCAAAAGGGCAACUUGUUUCAGCCUGGAAGGCCUCAAUCGUGACUUUUUCUUUUUAAGAAUGGAGUAGUAAAGGGGUAGAACGACUGUCCAGUUUCUAUUGUCUGGUUCCCAGUUAGGAAGAUUUACUUUCUAUAUUUGUCUUUAUAACUUUGUCACUAGAAAUGAAAAUGAUGGAAAAACAGAUAUAAAGGACAAAUCAAUCCUUGAAUAAUGACACGUCUUCUCACUAUUUGCUCUGUUGACAGGACAGCAAGUGAAGAAAAAUCUAGACCUUAAA